Messenger RNA from Cutaneotrichosporon cavernicola, 2145 nucleotides. RefSeq lists its product as uncharacterized. Bases 1 to 2145 code for a protein of 714 amino acids. The record is from RefSeq and is a predicted model, not a curated record. The transcript is spliced from 3 exons. Gene Ontology annotation, biological process: endonucleolytic cleavage in ITS1 to separate SSU-rRNA from 5.8S rRNA and LSU-rRNA from tricistronic rRNA transcript (SSU-rRNA, 5.8S rRNA, LSU-rRNA). Lineage: Eukaryota; Fungi; Basidiomycota; Tremellomycetes; Trichosporonales; Trichosporonaceae. Gene Ontology annotation, cellular component: 90S preribosome; nucleolus.
AUGGGAAAGAUCAAGUCGGCAGCCGAGGGCGACAAGCCCAAGACGAAGCGCGAGCCGUCUCGGAGGGAGUCUUCAUCGCCAUCGCCUUCCGAUUCCGACUAUUCGUCCGACUCGUCUGAUGACACGGUCGAAGACGAGGACGGCGAGGAGCUGACGCCCGCAAUGGAUGCCGCGAUCCUCCGUACUCUCGCCAAGAUCCGCAAAAAGGACGGCGUGUACGGCACGGACAAGAUCCUCGAAACUGAGCUGGCGACGGCUCAAGCCGCAGCUGGCGAGCGGGGUCUAGGCGCACGUGCAGCACAAAAGGCCGAGAAGCCGUUCCUGCUCAAGGACUUGCACCGGCAGAACUUGCUUGACGGCGUCGAUUCCGAUAACGAGGACGAAGAGCAACUCACCAAUGUUCAGAUGUCGCGGCGGGCCGCUGCCGAUGCACGCGCAGCCUUUGCUGCGUUCGGUGACGACUCGGAUGACGAAGAGGUCCUCAUCAAGCGCGAGAAGGGUGACGGCGAGGACGAGACCGAAGAUGCGGCGUACCGCCAGUUCCUGCUCGAGAUGGGCGGUGGCGAGGCUGAGGUGCGCGCGGCGCUCGGGAUGGCGGAUGCGCCAACGACCGACUUUCGCGAGUACGAGGAGGAGACGCCCAAGAAGAUGAAGAAGGAGAAGGAGAUGAGCGAGGAGAAGCGGGCCAAGCGUGAGGCCAAGCGUCAAGCCAAGCGCGGAAAGGCGGACGAGGACUUCCUCAUGGACUAUAUCCUGAACCGCGGAUGGAUCGACAAGGAGAAGAAGGCGGUGCCGACGUACGAGGACAUUGUUGGUCGCGAGCGUGGUGACGAUUCCGAGGACGACGACGAGGACACGCCGUGGGGCAAGAUUGACGAGGAGGAGGAGUUUGACGACAAAGCGGACGAGUUUGAGACCGAGUACAACUUCCGUUUUGAGGAGCCAGGCGCUGCGACGAUUGUUACCCACCCGCGUCAGAUUGACUCGGCGGUGCGUCGCGGCGACGAUAGCCGCAAGCUCAAGCGUCAGGCGCGGGAGGAGCGCAAGGCGGCCGAAAAGGCCGCAAGAGAAGAGGAGGUGCGGAGGAAGCAGGACGCGAAGCGGCGCGAGAUGGAGUCGCAGCUCGCGGCGCUUAAGAGGGAACUCGGGGACAACGUCGAUCUCACUGGCCUCGAGAAGGUGCUCGAGGGCGAUUGGGAUGAGGCCGAGUGGGAUCGGGUCGUUGGUGGGAUCCUCGCUGGACCCGAUGCGGACGACGACGACGACGAGAAGCCAGCGUGGGACGAUGCGUUCGGCGACGAGUACAUGGACGAGGACGACGAGGACGACUCGGCCGACCCCGAGGAUGCGGCGUAUGCCAACGAGGGCGAGUGGGAUGGACAGGAGGCUUGGGAGGAAGAUGAAGAGGAGAACUGGGACGGCCCGAUCGACAUGGACGCGGACUUUAUCGCCCUUGACAAGCCGAAGAAGACCAACAAGAAGGACCGGAAGAAGCGCAAGGCUGAGCCCGAUGAGGAGGAGGAAGAGCUGAGCGUGAUGGAGCGUGCAGAGCGUAUGAAGGCGGCUGCGGACGAGAUGCGUGACCUCGACCACGAGGACGAGGUAGGCGGUCUCCGCACGCGGUUCAAGUACACCCGCACUGCGCCGCAGGGCUUUGGCCUGACUACUGCCGAGAUCCUCAUGUCCACCGACGCCGAAUUGAACGGCCUCGUGAGCUUCAAGCACAUGCAGCCGUAUCGGCGUGGCGGGCUUGGCCGCGCAGGUGUAGGUCUGGGCCGGAGGGUCCGUGACCUGAAGGUCCAGCUCUCCCGGCGGCGAUGGGGUGAAGAGGGUGAGCGUAGCGAACGUAGCGAAACCCAAUCGAUGCGUAUCGAGCGCCACGGACCUGGUGGCGCCAAUGCCCAGCCUCUCGGACAGCGAAAGACGGACGAGGGCGGACGACCGGGUAAGCGCCUCGGCAAGAAGGAGCGGAUGAAGCGCAAGGCUGCCGAGUCGGCAGACGUGGCAGAAGCGCCCCAGGAGGAACCCAGCGCGAAAAAGCGUAAGGUUGAGGAACCGCCUGCGCUCCCACCCGGCGUGGAGCUGGCGGAGGGUGCUGGGGAGGGCAAGAAGCGCCGGAGGAAGAAGAAGAAGGCCGCGGAGUAG